Messenger RNA from Tarenaya hassleriana, 1497 nucleotides. RefSeq names its product UDP-glycosyltransferase 84B2-like. Lineage: Eukaryota; Viridiplantae; Streptophyta; Magnoliopsida; Brassicales; Cleomaceae. Gene Ontology annotation, molecular function: UDP-glycosyltransferase activity. The record is from RefSeq and is a predicted model, not a curated record. The coding region runs from base 67 to 1437 and encodes 456 amino acids. The transcript is spliced from 2 exons.
GCUUCAUUGUCUUUUUAAAAUAAGCAAGAUUCAUAUAAACAAUACAUUUACCUAAAACAAAAGAGAAUGGGGUGCCGUGGAGAUGAAGUAACCCAUGUUCUAAUGGUGACACUGCCGAUGCAAGGCCACAUUAACCCGAUGCUGAAACUGGCCAAACUCCUCGUGCCAAGGAACGUCCACGUCACCCUCGCCACCUGCGAACAAGCUCGUCUCAGUCUCUGCUCUGGCAGAAUCCAUAACCCGUGGUUGGAUCUUGCUUUCUUCUCCGACAACUUGGACGACGAAACCAGAACCAACGAGACAAUGCUGCAGUCUCUGAGUCUGGUCGGCCACAAGAACUUGUCCGAAGUCAUCACAAAUCUCAGCACGGACAAGAAAUUCUCUUGCGUAAUCUCGAGCGCUUCCACCCCCUGGGUUCCUGGAGUUGCCUCUGCUCAUGGAAUCCCCUGUGCCGCUAUCUGGACCCAAGCCUGUGCGGUUUUCUCGGCUUACUACCGUUACUACACGAACCCUAGCUCCUUCCCUGAUCUCAAUGAUCCAAAUCAAACCCUUGAACUACCAGCAUUGCCAUUGUUGAAGGUCAGAGACCUUCCAUCGUUCAUGCUACCUUCCGGCGGGGUUUUUGGGAAGAUGUUGGCGGAUGUCUUCGAUUGCUUGGUUAGCGUCAAAUGGGUUUUGGUCAAUUCGUUUCAAGAACUCGAAUCAGACGCAAUCGAAUCGAUGUCUGGUCUGAGACCCAUAAUCCCAAUCGGUCCACUGGUUUCGCAGUUUCUUCUUAAAGAAGAAGAAGAAGACGAGGUUCUGAGCGGGGAAACCCUGGAUCUGUGGAAAUCAGAGGACUCUUGCAUCGAGUGGCUCGACAAGCAAGCUCCGUCAUCAGUGAUAUACAUAUCCUUCGGGAGUAUACUCAAAUCGUCGGAGAAUCAGAUAGCGAGCAUAGCGACGGCACUCAAGAACAAGGGGAAGCCAUUCCUCUGGGUGAUAAGGCCGAUAGAGAGGGCACUAAACAACGCCGUGUUGCAGGAGAUGGUGGGGGAAGGGAGAGGGAAGGUGGUGGAGUGGGGACCACAGGAGAAGGUGCUGGGCCACGUGGCGAUUGCCUGCUUCGUCACGCACUGCGGCUGGAAUUCGUCCCUCGAAACGGUGGUUGCGGGUGUCCCAGUGGUGGCUUACCCGGAGUGGACGGACCAACCCAUGGACGCGUGGCUUCUGGUCAACGUGCUCGGCAUCGGAGUGCGGAUGAGGAACGGCGGCUGCGGAGAGCUGGAGACGGCGGAGGUGGAGAGGUGCAUUNNNNGGGUGACGGAGGGGCCAGCGGCUGGAGAAAUGAGGCGGAGGGCAGCGGAGCUGAAGGCGGCGGCUAGGAUGGCGGUGGCGCGUGAUGGGUCUUCGAGCCGUAACCUGGACGCCUUCGUUGAGGAGAUUAUAAGGACUUAGAGACAUUUUGAAAAAAAUUAUUACCAACUUAUUUAAAUUCCAUAUGUAAAUUUAGAAUUU